GUUCGCUAAAAUAUAAGACGGAUUUAUACACAAAGCAAAGCUUUAAAUUAUUCUGUUCAAUCAAAAGCCCAAAUUACUGAAAGCCCAUUUGAAAAAUCUUUCAACUAUAGCGCCUCUGCUCCCGCCACAGCCCAAACCCUAAUCUUCUUCUUCCUCCACCGUGGCUCGAACACUACCGCCGUCGAUUUUCUAUUUCCUUGCUUGCCGUAGGUGCUGAAGCGACUGACUUAGACUCUCUCAAGAACUAGGAAGGGAACUCACCGGCGCAAUUGAUCAAUCACUUGGAUUAUACUCUGCAUAAAAGAGCUCGAGAAAUCUAGACUGCCGCCUUCCUAUUUGCUCGCCACGGCGGAGUUUGUGGCCUGAGAAAAUGAGCUUAAUUUCUCAAAAUGCCCUACCUAAGGAGGCAGGGAAGAAGAAAAAGAGGGUGAUGGAGAAAGCUAAGAUUGAACUUGCUGAAGAAAGGGAAGAAGAGGUUGAAGACGGAGACAAGAUUAUCGUAGAUCCUACAAAGAAUAAGAAGAGAAAGAAAGGGCGGAAGGGGGACGACGACGACAAGCAAUUGGAAAUUGAGGAGGGGAAGCAGAGAAAGAAGCUCGAGAACUUUUUGUUUAGCUCCUUGUACUCACCGGUUGGGUUUGGGAAGGAUGAUGAAGAAGAAGAAGAAGCUAGAGAGGAGGUGGACAACAGCUCUGCGUUGUUCUUCACUGAUAGGUCAGCAGAUAGUACAUUGUCUGUGUACGAGGAGGACAUCGAGUCUGGAGAAGAGAAUGCUGAUGAACAGGAGAACAAUGAAAGAAAACCUGUGUGGGUCGAUGAUGAAGAGAAAAAGACUAGUAUAAACAUAGCUAACGUUAACAAACUGCGGAAGCUGAGGAAGGGAGAGGAUGAAAGUAUAAUUUCUGGUGAAGCGUAUGAGUCAAGAUUGAGAGCUCAACAUAUGAAGAUGAACCGUGGUACUGAUUGGGCACGUCUUAAUGCUCAGCCAGUGUAUAGCUCUGAAGAUGAUGAUUCUGACAAAGAAAAUGGAGUGGUUAUAGCAAGUGGUUACGAGCGUCCUGAAUAUGCUGAUGAUAUCCUCAGGACAAAUGAAGAUCUUGUUCUAAAGAGGAGUGUGAAAUUAUUGCCAGGGCUUCUUGAAUACUCGAGAUUGUCUGAUGCUAAUAUGAAGGACCCUUCCCAAGGUCCCAUUAAUUCUGUUCAGUUCCACAAGAAUGCACAGUUGCUCCUUGUUGGUGGGUUGGAUAGAACAUUGAAGUUCUUUCAAGUAGAUGGGAAGAAAAAUGAGAUGAUACAGAGCAUUUUUCUUGAGGACUGUCCUAUUCGAAAGGCUGCUUUCUUACCUGAUGGAUCACAGGCCAUUAUAUCAGGAAGGAGGAAGUUUGCUUAUAGCUUUGAUUUAGUCAAAGCUCACGUAGAUAAGAUAGGCCCUCUUGCAGGAAGGGAUGAGAAGAGCUUGGAAUCUUUUGAGGUUAGCCCUGAUUCUAAGACCAUCGCCUUUCUUGGAAACGAAGGGUAUAUUCUGUUAGUGUCAUCAAAGACGAAAGAACUGAUUGGAACACUGAAGAUGAACGGAAGUGUUAGAUCCAUAGCGUUCACUAAUGAUGGACAGCAGUUGUUGAGUUCUGGUGGGGAUGGGCAAAUUUAUCACUGGGAUCUAAGAACAAGGUCGUGCUUCCACAAAGGCGUGGAUGAAGGUUGUCUGACUGGCACAGCUUUGUCUGUUCCACCCGUUGGAAAUUUAUUUGCAGCUGGUUCAGACAGUGGGAUUGUGAACAUCUACAACAGAGAUGAGUUCAUAGGUGGGAAGAGAAAACCUAUAAAAGUUAUUGAGAACUUGACUACUAAGGUGGAUUUUAUGAAAUUUAACCCGGAUGCACAAAUUCUGGCCAUCAGUUCUCGCAUGAAGAAGAAUAGCAUGAAGCUGAUUCAUGUCCCGUCUUUAACUGUUUUUUCAAACUGGCCGCCUCCUAAUAAGGCUGUGCACUAUCCGAGCUGUAUGGAUUUCAGCCCUCACGGAGGUUUCAUGGCAGUGGGAAAUGCUGCUGGAAAAGUCUUGUUAUACAAGUUGCAUCACUAUAGUCGGGCUUAGUAAGUUUCUUAGCCAAAUUAGAUGCCAACUUUGUUGUUAUGUUUGCUGAUUGAGGCGCGUUCACGUGAUCUUUUUUGUGGAAUUCACAAUGGUUAUAUUUCUUCUCACAGAGAUGAAAGUUUGAUUUUCAUCACCCCUGGCAUUGAAAGUUUUUUCUUUGAGCCAUCUUGCACACAAAUUUUUGAAGGGGGUGAUAUAGUAAGCCGAUUGUACCUGUCUGAAGAAUUUAUAGUUUCAGGUUGUAGGGUUUUCUUUUUUGGGCCAUAUUCUUCUUUUGUAUCGUUAUAUGCAAUUAGCUUGUUACGCUUUUUGAACUGCAUUUGUGCGAUCUCAUUUAGUUUCUUUAAUCAUGUAGUAUUAUUUUGUCAGAGGAAA
Salvia miltiorrhiza (redroot sage) is the source of this 2467-nucleotide messenger RNA. RefSeq names its product U3 small nucleolar RNA-associated protein 18 homolog. The transcript has 2 exons. Gene Ontology annotation, molecular function: protein binding. The record is from RefSeq and is a predicted model, not a curated record. Gene Ontology annotation, cellular component: Pwp2p-containing subcomplex of 90S preribosome; small-subunit processome. The coding region runs from base 371 to 2092 and encodes 573 amino acids. Lineage: Eukaryota; Viridiplantae; Streptophyta; Magnoliopsida; Lamiales; Lamiaceae. Gene Ontology annotation, biological process: rRNA processing.